AUGUCAAAUUUGACCCGUGAGGAUAUUUUGGAGGCACUGCCUGAGCGUUACACGAUUGACAACAUCUUGGAACAAGGAGGAUGCGGUCAGGUGGUGAAAUGUUUGACCAAAGACUCGGGUCAGGCUGUGGCCGUCAAGCUGCCGUUUUACGAACAGGACACCGAGAAGGAGAUUGCUCUGCUCGAGGAGCUGAUGGAAGAGAGGAUGGACCAGCGAAACAUCGUCAGGUUCAUUGAGGCGUUUGACACCAGGUUGGGGAGAGCCAUGGUGUUUGAACUGUUGGACAUGAGUUUGUGGGGACUCGUGGACAAUUAUUAUCCUCUGCCUCUGUCGGACAUCUUCAGCAUUGUGCAACAGGUGGCCACAGCGUUGGACGUGCUCAGAGAGCGCUCCAUGGUCCACUCUGACCUGAAGAUGGGCAAUGUGAUGGUGGUGAACCAUACUCAGAGGCCUCUGCACGUCAAACUGAUCGACUUCGGUUCGACCAUCCCCGCAAGCGAGACUGGGAGAUUAUCGACGGUCCACCACGAGAUGUACAGGCCGCCAGAAGUCAUUUUAGGCUCUGGUUGGGACGAAGGCCUGGACGUGUGGUGUCUGGGAGUCAUCAUGUCUCACCUGUGGCUUGGGUUUAAUUUAUUCCCUAAUGUGGAGUAUGAGGCUCUGAGAGUGAUGCACAAACUCCUUGGCCCUCCUCCUGAGCACAUCCUCAAUAAAGGGAGUAAUACAAUGAAGUUUUACUAUCCAGGAGACUAUGGAUGGGAUCUAAGGGUGAAUAUAGUCAGUCUGCAACCAUAUGCAGAAUCCUUUGCUUCCCUCAGAGAUCUUGUCAUGGACGUUAUGGGGGAGGACGAGAACAGAGAACCAGCCAUAGACAACAGAGAACCAGCCAUAGACCUCCUCGAAAAGCUGUUGGACAUGGACAUGAACAAUAGGAUUACUCCCAAACAAAUCCUGAAACAUCCAGCCAUCUGUCAUGAAAAACGCAGUGAGACCAACAAGGCUGAGCUCCAGGAAGCUCCUGCGACCUCUCCCAGGGUCAUUAUGGUGAAACCGGCCUCACCAGAGAACAUCAUUGAAUUACAGGAGGUCGAUGUCGUUCAGAAGGAGAGGAUUCUGAUGUCCAGAGAGAAGGCUCCUAAAACCUGUGAUGUGAUCCAACAGAAGGACAGACGCAGUGAGACCAACAAGGCUGAGCUCCAGGAAGCUCCUGCGACCUCUCCCAGGGUCAUUAUGGUGAAACCGGCCUCACCAGAGAACAUCAUUGAAUUACAGGAGGUCGAUGUCGUUCAGAAGGAGAGGAUUCUGAUGUCCAGAGAGAAGGCUCCUAAAACCUGUGAUGUGAUCCAACAGAAGGACAGACGCAGUGAGACCAACAAGGCUGAGCUCCAGGAAGCUCCUGCGACCUCUCCCAGGGUCAUUAUGGUGAAACCGGCCUCACCAGAGAACAUCAUUGAAUUACAGGAGGUCGAUGUCGUUCAGAAGGAGAGGAUUCUGAUGUCCAGAGAGAAGGCUCCUAAAACCUGUGAUGUGAUCCAACAGAAGGACAGACGCAGUGAGACCAACAAGGCUGAGCUCCAGGAAGCUCCUGCGACCUCUCCCAGGGUCAUUAUGGUGAAACCGGCCUCACCAGAGAACAUCAUUGAAUUACAGGAGGUCGAUGUUGUUCAGAAGGAGAGUCACAAGGUUCUGAUGUCCAGAGAGAAGGCUCAUAGAACCUUUAACGUGACCCAACAGAAGAACAGACGCAGUGGGAGCAGCAGAGCUGAGGUCCAGGAAGCUCCUGUGUCCUCUCACAGGGUCAUUAUGGUGAAAUCGGCCCUACCAGAAAACACCAUACGAAUGCAGGAGGGUGACCACGGAAAGAGUGUGACGAGUGUGGAGCUCCACUCCGCAGAGAGGACCACACAGAUAGACCCUAUCCAGGACCAGCAGCAGAGUGACAGUCGACUUAAUAUGGAGACAAAGGCUAAAGACAGAGAGCCCGCUCUGAUACAGACUCCCACGUCUACUCGCUGUGACGCUGUAGACGAGAGGCUCGAAGACAGGCCUAAAAGGAAAUUUUGGAUAAAGAGAACAGCCAAAGUUCAGCCUCUGAACGACUCCACACUGCCCCCUACUGAAGAUGAUUUUGUCCCAAAGAAGAAGAGGAAAAACAUCUUCAGGAGGGCGUUUUCAUUGCUCAAACGCUGCAGCUGUUUUAAUUAA
Molecule: messenger RNA, 2205 nt
Organism: Knipowitschia caucasica
Lineage: Eukaryota; Metazoa; Chordata; Actinopteri; Gobiiformes; Gobiidae
Source: the annotation of a GenBank genome assembly